AUGAGCUUCCUCGGCAAUAAUAGCCCCAUCGGUUCGUUCGUGAACGACCGCGUGGAUUGGCUGCAUAUCUACAUCGCGGGCACGGCUUUUUUGGUCUGUGCUUUGAUUGCGGUCGUGCUUUCCCUGUCAUCCCGCAAGGGCAAGAUUAACUACGAUAGCGGGGUUUUUACCUAUGCGAAAUUCAUUUACGCCAAUUUCCUUAAGCCUCACCAGAAGAACGAGGAUGGUCAACAGGAUGCAUUGGAAAGCUUCUACAAGGCUCAGGCUGGUGUCUAUGAUGCUACCCGCAAGCGGCUUCUCCGUGGUCGAGAAGAUAUGUUGGGUCUGGUUGCAGCCCAGCUGAUGUUUAAAGCGGACAACAAAGAGCUCCAGGCUGGUAAAGCCAUCUGGGUUGAUAUUGGAGGUGGAACUGGGUACAACAUUGAGGCUAUGUCCGCGUUCCUACCAGUGCAGACAUUCUUUUCCCAUGUUUAUCUGGUGGACCUAUCUCCUUCUCUCUGCGAAGUUGCCCGCGAGCGGUUCCGACGAUUGGGAUGGAAGAAUGUCAGCGUGGUCUGUCAGGAUGCACGAUCCUUUCGUCUACCAGAAGAAGACCAUGUCGACCCUCGGGCGAAGUCCACAGCGGCAGAUACCGGCGCUGACGUCGUCACAAUGAGCUACAGUCUGUCGAUGAUACCAGAUUAUUAUAGCGUGAUCGACUCUUUGUCGAGCUUGCUGAAACCAUCGGGCCUUCUUGGUGUUUGUGACUUCUAUGUCCAGAGCAUUGUGGAUGUCUCUUCCCGCAAUUAUAUUGGCGGUGCCUUCAACCGCCAUGUCAACUGGCUGAGUCGAGUAUUCUGGAGGGCCUGGUUUGACGCAGACCGGGUUAGUUUGGAGGCUGCCCGCCGAGAUUACUUGGAAUAUCGGUUUGGUACCGUCGUUUCUGCUAGCGAGAGGAAUUAUCUUCUCGGUGGCAUCCCAUACUAUAUUUUUAUCGGCUGCCAGAAGGCCAUUGCAUCCAGCCAGACGAGCAGGGAUGCCAUUGAAAAGCUAGAUGCUUCUUUCACGGAAUCACCUUACCUGUCCCCGGCCAACCAUCGCAAGGAGAUGGACAAGGCUGUCGAGGCCAGUGCACAGGAGGUGCGGUCCAAGGCGUACGAGACCGCUGUUAUUAACCUGGGCUCGAACCUCCCUCUCCCAUCCUCAUUUUACCAGAACCAUCACUAUCGGAUCUUUUACAAUGAUCUGCUUCCAAAACACACACAAUUCCAGAAUGAGUACAUCUAUGCCUUCAAUUGGGAAGAUCCCCGCGUCGAUCAUCGUCUCCUUAAUAUCCAACGUGAUGAUGUGAUUCUGGCCAUCACGAGCGCGGGGGACAAUAUACUGGAUUAUUUACAGAAGAGCCCGCGGCGGGUGCAUGCGGUUGAUCUGAACCCGAAUCAGAACCAUCUCUUGGAGCUGAAGGUUGCUAGCUUUAUUGCCCUCGGCCACCGCGAUGUUUGGAAGAUCUUCGGCGAGGGAAAGCAUCCCGAAUUCCGUCGGUUGCUUAUUUCUCGCCUGAGCCCGCAUCUGUCAAGCCAGGCGUUUCAAUAUUGGCUGGAGCAUACUCAUGUUUUCACGUCCUCCUCUGGCAAAGGUCUCUAUGAGACUGGCGGAUCGCGUCAUGCGAUCAAGAUGGUCCGCUACCUAUUCAAAGUAUUUGGCAUCGAGAGCCAAGUGCGGCAACUAUGUGAGGCCCAGACCAUCGCUGAACAGCGGCAAAUUUGGCCACGCAUUCGCUCUGUCUUAAUGAGCAAACCUCUUCAUUGGGCCGUCGUUGGAACGGAAUGGUUCGCAUGGAAAGCCGCAGGCGUGCCUCGGAACCAAAGGAACAUGAUUAUUAAUGAUUUCUAUAAGCGGAAUGGCCUGACUGAAGAUAUGAAGAAAGCCAAAGAUAUUAGCGGCCAGUCGAUCUGGGAGUAUGUGGUCGACACGCUGGAUCCUGUGGUCAAGGACACCUUGAUCAGCUCUGACAAUUACUUCUAUUUUUUGUGUCUACAAGGCCAAUUCUCCCGAAGAUGCCACCCGGCUUAUCUAUCUCCGAAAGCACAUGUGAGACUAUCAUCACCAGGGGCAUUUGACGGCCUUCGAAUCCACACAGAUGAGAUCAAUGAGGUGAUUAAGCGCAUUACACCUCGCAGCCUAACCAUUGCCGUGGUCAUGGAUUCCAUGGACUGGUUUGAUCCCGAAGGGGAGGAGGCCUCCGCCCAGGCACAAAAACUCAACCAGGCCCUAAAAAUGGAUGGCCGUAUCCUUCUCCGCUCUGCUAGCAUUGAGCCCUGGUAUAUCCGAAACUUCGAGGAGAACGGAUUCACAGCCCGGCGUGUCGGUGCUCGAUUUCCGGGUAGCUGUAUUGACCGGGUGAACAUGUAUGCGUCUACUUGGAUCUGUACCAAGACCAGGGAGUUGGAACAGCCAUCGCCAGAUCGAUCGAUAUCUGUGUUGUCGUUGAAUGAUAGUAGGAGCAAGAGGUCGACAAGUGUUGAGGAUCUUCAGAUCUGA
This is a messenger RNA of Aspergillus tanneri, 2520 nucleotides long. RefSeq names its product class I SAM-dependent methyltransferase. The record is from RefSeq and is a predicted model, not a curated record. The transcript is spliced from 9 exons. NCBI's taxonomy places the organism in Eukaryota, Fungi, Ascomycota, Eurotiomycetes, Eurotiales, Aspergillaceae. Bases 1 to 2520 code for a protein of 839 amino acids.